Dipodomys ordii (Ord's kangaroo rat) is the source of this 1071-nucleotide messenger RNA. RefSeq names its product serine/threonine kinase 25 (gene Stk25). Lineage: Eukaryota; Metazoa; Chordata; Mammalia; Rodentia; Heteromyidae. Gene Ontology annotation, molecular function: ATP binding; protein kinase activity. The transcript is spliced from 9 exons. The record is from RefSeq and is a predicted model, not a curated record. Gene Ontology annotation, biological process: protein phosphorylation. Bases 54 to 1052 code for a protein of 332 amino acids.
AGCUGGGUGCUGACAGCUUUCUCUGCUCUCAGAGCACCAAGCUAUGGAUCAUCAUGGAGUACCUGGGGGGCGGCUCUGCGCUGGACCUGCUGAAACCAGGCCCUCUGGAGGAGACGUACAUUGCUACCAUCCUGCGGGAGAUUCUGAAGGGUUUGGACUACCUGCAUUCAGAGCGCAAGAUCCACCGAGAUAUCAAAGCUGCCAACGUGCUGCUCUCAGAGCAGGGUGAUGUGAAGCUGGCCGACUUCGGGGUGGCUGGGCAGCUCACAGAUACACAGAUCAAGAGAAACACAUUUGUGGGCACCCCGUUCUGGAUGGCUCCUGAGGUUAUCAAGCAGUCCGCCUACGACUUCAAAGCUGAUAUCUGGUCUCUGGGCAUCACCGCCAUUGAGCUGGCCAAGGGGGAGCCGCCCAACUCUGACCUCCACCCUAUGCGCGUCCUGUUCCUGAUUCCCAAGAACAGCCCCCCCACCCUGGAGGGCCACCACAGCAGAGCCUUCAAGGAGUUUGUGGAGGCCUGUCUCAACAAGGACCCCCGAUUCCGGCCCACCGCCAAGGAACUCUUGAAGCACAAAUUCAUCACACGCUACACCAAGAAGACCUCCUUCCUCACCGAGCUCAUCGACCGCUACAAGCGCUGGAAGUCUGAGGGCCAUGGAGAGGAGUCCAGCUCCGAGGACUCCGACAUCGACGGCGAGGCUGAGGACGGAGAGCAGGGCCCCAUCUGGACGUUUCCCCCGACCAUCCGGCCCAGUCCGCACGGCAAGCUCCACAAGGGGACGGCCCUGCAUGGCUCCCAGAAGCCCACCGAGCCCGUCAAGAGACAGCCGAGGUCCCAGUGCCUGGCCACGCUUGUCCGGCCUGUCUUCGGAGAGCUCAAAGAAAAGCACAAGCAGAGUGGUGGGAGCGUGGGUGCCCUGGAGGAGCUGGAGAACGCCUUCAGCCUGGCAGAGGAGUCCUGCCCCGGCAUCUCAGACCAGCUGAUGGUGCACCUGGUGGAGCGCGUGCAGAGGUUCUCACACAGCAGGAACCACCUGACGGCAGCCCGCUGAGCGUCGCCCGCUGAGCGAG